AUGAUUGAUGUAUGUAGGAUGAUCCGCGACGGUCAUUUUGGAUUAGAAGAGUAUUUCAAAUCUUUGUGCGACAAGAUAGAGGGUGGGAAUGACUAUUUUCUACUAGGUGCCGAUUUUGCAAGCUAUCUAGAGGCCCAGGCAGCCGCAGAUGAAGCGUUUGUGGAUGAAGAGAGAUGGACUAGAAUGAGUAUACUUAGUGCAGCUGGCUCUGGGAGAUUUAGCAGCGAUAGGACUAUCCAAGAGUAUGCCGAAGACACUUGGGGAAUUCAACCUUGCAGAUGCUCCUUUUGAUUUUAGAAUGCCCUCGCAACGUCACGUGUGGGAUUGGUUGGUUUUACAUAUAAAAUAAAAUAUUAU
Messenger RNA from Hibiscus syriacus, 357 nucleotides. RefSeq names its product alpha-glucan phosphorylase, H isozyme-like. NCBI's taxonomy places the organism in Eukaryota, Viridiplantae, Streptophyta, Magnoliopsida, Malvales, Malvaceae. The record is from RefSeq and is a predicted model, not a curated record. The coding region runs from base 1 to 291 and encodes 96 amino acids. Gene Ontology annotation, cellular component: cytoplasm. Gene Ontology annotation, molecular function: pyridoxal phosphate binding; glycogen phosphorylase activity. The transcript has 2 exons. Gene Ontology annotation, biological process: glycogen catabolic process.